Messenger RNA from Giardia duodenalis, 1788 nucleotides. Its product is annotated as Kinase, NEK. Lineage: Eukaryota; Fornicata; Diplomonadida; Hexamitidae. Bases 1 to 1788 code for a protein of 595 amino acids. The record is from RefSeq and is a predicted model, not a curated record. Gene Ontology annotation, biological process: protein phosphorylation. The transcript has a single exon. Gene Ontology annotation, molecular function: ATP binding; protein kinase activity.
AUGUUAGCAGUCAACUAUCCUGCCACACAGCCUGCUGCCGAGGACCAACUUCUCUUAGGAAGGUAUCGGCAAGAGUCUGAGAUUUUUCGUGGCAAAUACUCACACAUAUUCUGUAUGAAAGACAUCACGUCGCAGCGGCAAUUUAGCUGUAAGAAGUUUCCACUUGCAAAGCUGACAAGCCACCAGAUUGAGCUCAUUCGUUACGAAGCAGCCUUGGCCCAGAAAUCUACAUUUCCGGGACAGAUGAAAUACAGCAGCGUAGUCUUGGACCAAAAAGGUGGAAACCUUGCUGCUCUUGUAGAUCUACAUAAGUACGGAGACCUGCGAACCCAGUUGGAUACUGCUAUUAUGGACGACUUCUUUUUCUCCGAAGACACCAUUUGGAUGAUCGCCACUCAACUCAUUAAGUUCUUGGCAGACUACUCAUCUCAGACAGCCACAAAAGACAAAGUUCUCCUGGAUUUGAGGCCGUCUUGCAUAUAUAUUAGCGAAAUGGGCUUUGUUCUCGUGGACACAGUUCGACUAGCACGUUUUGAUAUAUUUCCGGAGUCAGCUGACUACGAGACCCCUUGUUAUAAUGCCCCAGAGCUCUUAGCAGGUGCUAGGCCUUUCCACACUAUGGACAUCUGGUCACUAGGCGCAACGCUCUUUGAGCUAUGCAUGCGCAGACCAUAUGUUACUGGCUGGACAAGACAGCAAGUGCUAGAACUAAGUCUUGCACCUCCCAACAUAACGGUUGAACUAACAACCAAUCCAGCAAACACAAAGUUUAAGUAUUCAAGAAAGUUGUCAGACUUCAUUACAGACCUUUUGAAUCCACGCCCAGAAAGGCGGCCCAGCACCGAUGACCUUAUUGCACGCCCCCCAAUAGCUGAGCUAAUGAUUACAUAUAAGGAGCUCUUGCGGGUCCAUUACUAUAAGCGCAAACCACGUAUAGCCCGAAUGAGUACCUGUGCAUGUGGAGGAAAUAUGGACGAUUGCUGUGGCUAUCGCCGGUACCUAAAGAAACUUGCUGCAGAACCCCCGUAUUCACAUAAUGUUUCCUAUACGCGUGUUGCAAAUUCAUCUGGGAAUACUUACACUAUUGUUAACAACUGGAUAUCUAAGCAGGGCAAAGGGCAUCAUCGUCGCUACAUGCUCAGCAAAGUGUUUGCAGAGCCACGCACGCGGCCCCUCGGAGCUAGGCGCCCUAUCCAGUAUAAUCAGAUAAGUGAGCAACCAUCAGUCUUUAGCGACAAUGCAAACCUGCUUCAAGGCAGCUCUAUCUCUAGUUUCAGUCCCACUGCUAGCUUUUCUUCAAGUGGCUCGGUAUCAAUGAACGAACAGCCGGUACAACAGUCUUCAUUCCCGAGCAGGCACUCUCAGGAAAUCACUGUCGACGAUAAGCCUGAGACUAUGCAUCAACCUGCCAUUCAGGAUCAGUACAUGUGUGAUCAGGGGGUUGGAACGCCUUCUCCAGUAACGCUUCAGGAUAUUAUAACUGAUGUUCCAUCCUUAGAGCUCAUUCGAGACAGGAUCAUUCCUCCUAACACACACGGAUUCAUAUCUUCUCAGCAUUUGCACCCAAGUGCUAGAAAACUCGUUAAGCCAUCAACACAGCACAAUGCUGUGCAUUGCAGCCCCAACUUUCUUAAGCAAUCUGUCGCCACUUCCCCUAUUCAAUCAUACAAGGCACAGAUUUCUUACAAUUCUGUGCAACCAGCAGACGUUUAUGAGGGCAGACCCAAUAGGUAUAGAGAACAACCGUCAUCUAUGCACAUCUCAUCUAUUCAAUCUAGUAUGCAGUAA